Molecule: messenger RNA, 462 nt
Organism: Triticum turgidum subsp. durum (durum wheat)
Lineage: Eukaryota; Viridiplantae; Streptophyta; Magnoliopsida; Poales; Poaceae
Source: the annotation of a GenBank genome assembly
AUGCAGAUCUUCGUCAAGACGCUGACCGGCAAGACCAUCACGCUCGAGGUCGAGAGCAGCGACACCAUCGACAACGUCAAGGCCAAGAUCCAGGACAAGGAGGGCAUUCCUCCAGAUCAGCAAAGGCUAAUUUUUGCCGGAAAGCAGUUGGAAGAUGGGCGAACAUUAGCUGAUUACAACAUUCAGAAAGAGUCGACGCUCCAUUUGGUCCUGAGGCUUAGGGGUGGAACUAUGAUCAAGGUGAAGACACUUACUGGGAAGGAAAUUGAGAUUGAUAUUGAGCCCACUGACACAAUCGACAGAAUCAAGGAACGUGUUGAGGAGAAAGAGGGUAUUCCACCUGUUCAACAGAGGCUCAUCUAUGCUGGGAAGCAACUCGCUGAUGACAAAACUGCUAAGGACUACAACAUCGAAGGUGGUUCAGUGCUCCAUCUUGUGCUUGCUCUGAGGGGCGGUCAGUAG